This is a messenger RNA of Lotus japonicus, 699 nucleotides long. Its product is annotated as protein CASPARIAN STRIP INTEGRITY FACTOR 1-like. The transcript has 3 exons. Bases 126 to 389 code for a protein of 87 amino acids. The record is from RefSeq and is a predicted model, not a curated record. NCBI's taxonomy places the organism in Eukaryota, Viridiplantae, Streptophyta, Magnoliopsida, Fabales, Fabaceae.
CUUCAUGUAGGCCUUCCUCUCUAGGGAGAAUUUAUUGCUUCGUGCAUUAAUAUACAUAUAUAGGAAACAUCAGAUUUGUGAAAGUACGUACAUUUAGAAAAAUACCAAGUUGAACACUCAUCAUCAUGCUUCUCAACAAGUUCUGCCUCCUCUUCCUCCUCAUCAUUUCUGCAUCACUUUUGCCAACUUCUUUUGCAGGUCGAGGAUCAAAGCUAAUCAGAAACUUGGCAGCAGAUCCUGUGAACGCAGUCCAAGAGGAACCUGAUCUGAAUACAGAAGAAGUGAGGAACAUCCAUGAGAGGCUCCUUAGGGCUAACACAAGAGAUUACGGACGAUAUGAUCCAACACCAAAACUCUCUAAGCCUCCUUUCAAGCUCAUACCCAACUGAGUUAAAACAUGAGUCUGGGAAGUUGGUAUCGGAAUAAGUACCAUCGAACAAUCCACUUUUUAUCUUAUUGUAAAAUAUGUAUGCCCCAUAUAUAAAUACUUAGUCAUGUUUUGAACUCAAAUAAUUUAGUGUAUCACAUAAAUAUAUAUAGAUGAUAGAAGAAUAUGUACGUCUGUUUUACUAGCUCGAUCGAGUUAUGUUGUAUGCGUCGAUGCGAAUCGGUGCACUACUGAUACAUAUAUGAAUGAAAUUAAAUAAGGGAUCGGAAUGCAUGAAAGGGGUUUAAUACCCUUAUGUAUUUUGUUUAAAA